UCAAGUCCCUUUCCCAAACAUCAACCGACUCCGACAUUCGAUGGUGAUUACCGAUGACGUGGGGGUUCUGUGAUAACUUUCCUGGAAACAGAGACUGUACACCUGGAUGUAGAGGUUGGAGGCCUUUGGACGGAGACACGAUCACCCCUACAUUCGCAUUUAUACUGGCCUUAUUUGCACUGAUCUCCACUUUCAUACUUCGGCUCCGCAGUCUGUCUGCUUCCUCUUUGGGAGCCCUUGAGCAAUUCUAUUACAAUGGGUUACGAGUGUCAACCACUGCUUGAGUAUCGAACUGUGUCAGGUGUGGCAGGACCUCUUGUCAUUUUAGAGAAAGUCAAGGGGCCCAAAUACCAGGAAAUUGUGAAUCUACGUUUGGGCGAUGGAACACGCCGAAGGGGUCAGGUUCUGGAAGUGGAUGGUGAUCGAGCGGUUGUACAGGUUUUUGAGGGGACCUCGGGUAUCGAUAAUAAGCAUACCACCAUAGAGUUCACCGGAGAGGUGCUUAAAACACCAGUGUCGCUGGACAUGCUUGGGCGUAUCUUCAACGGAUCUGGAAAACCUAUUGACAACGGUCCUCCCAUUUUAGCAGAAGCGUAUCUUGAUAUUUCAGGUGCUUCAAUCAACCCUAGUGAGCGGACAUACCCUGAGGAGAUGAUUCAAACUGGAAUAUCUACCAUUGAUGUCAUGAACUCUAUUGCUCGAGGUCAAAAGAUCCCUCUGUUUUCUGCUGCUGGUCUUCCCCACAACGAGAUUGCUGCGCAGAUUUGUCGACAAGCUGGUCUUGUCCAACGGUUGGAGAAAGAAAAGAAUCUCUUGGAGGAUGAACACGGCGAAGACAAUUUCUGUAUUGUUUUUGCAGCUAUGGGAGUUAACAUGGAGACAGCUACCUUCUUCAAACGUGAUUUCGAGGAAAACGGGUCCAUGGAGAGAGUGACACUUUUUCUCAAUUUGGCUAAUGAUCCAACAAUUGAGCGUAUCAUCACUCCUCGAAUUGCACUCACUACUGCUGAAUAUUAUGCUUAUGAGUGUGGGAAGCAUGUGUUGGUCAUACUUACAGAUAUGAGUUCUUACGCAGAUGCGUUGCGAGAGGUGUCUGCUGCUCGUGAAGAAGUACCCGGUCGUCGUGGGUACCCUGGUUAUAUGUACACCGAUCUUGCCACCAUUUAUGAACGUGCUGGACGUAUUGAGGGCCGUAAAGGAUCUAUUACUCAGAUCCCAAUUUUAACUAUGCCCAACGACGAUAUUACCCAUCCCAUUCCCGAUCUCACAGGAUACAUCACCGAAGGUCAGAUAUAUGUAGAUCGACAGCUGCAAAAUAGACAGAUUUAUCCUCCUAUUAAUGUUUUGCCGUCUCUGUCACGGUUGAUGAAGAGUGCUAUUGGACAGGGAAUGACUCGAAAGGAUCAUUCUGAAGUCUCUAACCAGUUGUAUGCUAAUUAUGCCAUUGGAAAGGAUGUUCAAGCAAUGAAGGCUGUCGUUGGAGAGGAAGCUUUGUCUUCAGAAGAUCUGUUAUAUCUCGAAUUUCUUGAUAAGUUCGAGCGCAAGUUUGUGGCGCAAGGUCCUUAUGAUACUCGUGACAUUUUCCAGUCAUUGGACCUUGCCUGGUCAUUGCUUCGUAUUUUCCCUCGAGAGCUUCUUCGCCGUAUACCAGCCAAGACUCUCGAUGAAUUCUACAGCCGGAAUUCAGACCAAUGAAGUGUGGUUUCGUUCUUGGGUAUGCUUCAUUGUACCCAGCAUAUGUGUGUUCCUUAUAUUACAUUGCCUCACCCCGGCGUUGCGCAACAUAUCAAUUCAGUGUCGGCUAUCUUCUUGUGUACAUACAUACUGCAGUUGUGCUGCUACUCUGUUUUAGUCUUGUGCGGCAUCCGACUAAUUUAAAGCGUACGUGGUAAUCCUACGUUUAUUUCUAUCACCAACUGCUUAUAACGAAGUUUGGCAAAUGUCCUGAUGGAAACAAUCUGUUCUGAAAAUACGUGGAGAGUUGAUAUUUUGUAGUCAACAUUGGAGUACCAGAUGUUUCACUGUAUGGUACGAAACGAAGAGACUCUCGUGUCUAAUAACAAAUUGUCCCAGGUUCAAAUUAUCCUGAUCCAUUGAAGUUUGAAUUAGAUUUUUUUUCAAAUCAGUAUAUCAAUGAUUAUGAUCGAAGUAUCCAUAAGGCGUGGAACACUUGUUUUUUUCAAACCGGACGCAUGGCUAGUUUGCUGUAACCUGUUUGAAGUGGGUUUUUAAUUGUGGUCUACCGUAGAUUAAAACUUGUGACGGACAGGCUGAAACCUUUUUGACAAUGAAACUAUCUUACAAAUUCUAGAAUUA
Molecule: messenger RNA, 2316 nt
Organism: Physcomitrium patens
Lineage: Eukaryota; Viridiplantae; Streptophyta; Bryopsida; Funariales; Funariaceae
Product: V-type proton ATPase subunit B3
Biological process (GO): vacuolar acidification; proton transmembrane transport; ATP metabolic process
Cellular component (GO): proton-transporting V-type ATPase, V1 domain
Molecular function (GO): proton-transporting ATPase activity, rotational mechanism; ATP binding
Source: RefSeq, a predicted model, not a curated record